AUGAACAAGUAUAGCGGUGCAAUUGUUAUAAGUGGAAGUAUAGGAGUUGGAAAAACAACAACAAUACAAGCAUUAAUUGAAUAUUUUAAUAAAGAGAAUGUAGGAAUAAUAGAAGAAUAUAUUGAUUAUUCACCUAGAAUUGGAAAAAUGUUAAUAUCAGAUGUAGGGAAUGGAAUAGAAAGAAAUUACACAUUACAAAAAUUUAUUCUUCAAUGUUAUGAAGAACAAUUAAAAAAUAAUAAAAAUAAAAAAGUAAUAAUUAUUGAACGACAUCCUCGUGAAGCAAUUGAAGUAUUUUGUGAAAUAGAUAAAACAAUGACAGAAAAAGAAAGAGAAGAAAUUACGAAUAAAAUAUAUUUAAUAGAAAAAGAAUACCAAUUAGAAUAUAAUAAAUAUAAUACAUAUUGUAUUUCAACUGAUUAUGCAACUCCAAAUGUUAUAGCAAGAAAUAUCUUUACAGAAUGGGUAAAAAGAGAAAAUAUAGAAAAUGAAACAUUUCAUGUAUUUUUAUAUGCUAAUGAAGAAAAUCAAAAGAAAAGAAUUAUAAAAAGAAAUAGAGGAGUUAUUUCAGAAAUGAAUUUUUAUUAU
Entamoeba histolytica HM-1:IMSS is the source of this 588-nucleotide messenger RNA. RefSeq lists its product as uncharacterized. Gene Ontology annotation, cellular component: cytoplasm; mitochondrion. The annotation marks the transcript as partial. Gene Ontology annotation, molecular function: deoxynucleoside kinase activity. NCBI's taxonomy places the organism in Eukaryota, Evosea, Mastigamoebida, Endamoebidae. The record is from RefSeq and is a predicted model, not a curated record. The transcript has a single exon.